Molecule: messenger RNA, 1644 nt
Organism: Oncorhynchus masou masou (cherry salmon)
Lineage: Eukaryota; Metazoa; Chordata; Actinopteri; Salmoniformes; Salmonidae
Exons: 1
Coding region: 1-1644 (547 amino acids)
Source: RefSeq, a predicted model, not a curated record
AUGCCCCAAGACCCUCUUCCAUACCCCAAGACCCUCCUCCAUGCCCCGGGACCCUCCUCCAUGCACCAAGACCCUCCUCCAUGCCGCAAGACCCUCCUCCAUGCCGUGGGACACUCAUCCAUGCCCCAAGACCCUCCUCCAUGCCCCAAGACCCUCCUCCGUUCCCUGGGACCAUCCUCCAUGCCCCAAGACCCUCCUCCAAUCUCUGAGACCCUCCUCCAUGCCCCAAGACCCUCCUCCAUGCCCCAAGACCCUCCUCCAUGCCCCAAGACCCUCCUCCAUGCUCCAAGACAAUCUUCCAUGCCCCAAGACACUCCUCAAUGCACCAAGACGCUCCUCCAUGCCCCAAGACCCUCCUCCAUAACCCGAGACACUCCUACAUGCCCCAAGACCCUCUUCCAUACCCCAAGACCCUCCUCCAUGCCCCAAGACACUCCUCCAUGCCCAGAGACCCUCCUCCAUGUCCCGAGACCCUCCUCCAUGCACCAAGACCCUCCUCCAUACCCCAAGAACCUCCUCCAUGCCCCAAGACACUCCUCCAUGCCCAGAGACCCUCCUCCAUGCCCCGGGGCCCUACUCCAUGCACCAAGACUAUCCUCCAUGCACCAAUUCCCUCCUCCAUGCCCUGGGACCCUCCUCCAUGCCCUGGGACCCUCCUCCAUGCCCCGAGACCCUCCUCCAUUCACCAAGACCCUCCUCCAUGGCCCAAGCCCCUCCUCCAUGCCCCAAGCCCCUCUUCCAUGGCCCAAUUCCCUCCUCCAUGCCCCGAUACCCUCCUCCAUGCCCCGAGACCCUUCUCCAUGCUCCUCCAUGCCCCGAGACCCUCCUCCAUGCACCGAGAACUUCCUCCAUGGCCCGAGACCCACCUCCAUGCACCGAGACCCUCCUCCAUGCACCAAGAUCCUCCUCCAUGCCCCAAGACACUCCUCCAUGCACCAAGAUCCUCCUCCAUGGCCCCAGAUUCUCCUCCAUGCCCCGAGACCCUCCUCCAUGCCUCGAGGACCUCCUCCAUGCCCCGAGGACCUCCUCCAUGCUCCUCCAUGCCCCGGGACCCUACUCCAUGCACCAAGACUAUCAUCCAUGCACCAAGACCCUCCUCCAUGCCCCGGGACCCUCCUCCAUGCCCCAAGACCCUCCUCCAUGCCCUGGGACCCUCCUCCAUGCCCUGGGACCCUCCUCCAUGCCCCAAGACCCUCCUACAUGCCCUGGGAACCUCCUCCAUGCCCCAAGACCCUCCUCCAUAACCCAAGACACUCUUCCAUUCCCUGGGACUCUCAAACAUGUCCCAAGACCCUCCUCCAUGCCCUGGGACCCUCCUCCAUCCACCAAGACCCUCCUCCAUGCCCCAAGGCCGUCCUCCAUGCCCCGGGACCCUCCUCCAUGCACCAAGACCCUCCUCCAUGCCGCAAGACCCUCCUCCAUGCCCUGGGACCCUCAUCCAUGCCCCAAGACCCUCCUCCAUGCCCUAAGACCCUCCUCCGUUCCCUGGGACCAUCCUCCAUGCCCCAAGACCCUCCUCCAAUCUCUGAGACUAUCCUCCAUGCCCCAAGACCCUCCUCCAUGCCCCAAGACCCUCCUCCAUGCCCCAAGACCCUCCUCCAUGCCCCAAGACUAUCUUCCAUGCCCCAAGACCCUCCUCCAUAA